UGGGACGCGCACCCAGGACAGAAGGUCGAUAUAACGGGCCGCGUGUGAAGCGGAGGCGGUUGGAGUUUGUUUCUCCUUCUCCCCACCCAAAUCAUUUUUGUGCAGAGAAGCAAAGAAAUCUGGAGUGAAGGGGACCAUGAGUUCUGCACGUGCACAGUGGCACAGAAUUCCUCCAGGAACAAUGUUCAUGACAGUACUGUAAAAUUAUAUUGUAGGGGAAAAAACAAAUACAAUCAGAUACUAUGCUUCCUGCCCUCCCUCUUGCAGGCUUCUAGUAAUAUGCAGCAAGUGGAAACAGCCUUCAAUAGAUAUUGACCAUGCACCAGUGGUGAAAUACCAUCAUCAUAUUUGAAAGAAGGAAAUCUACCUUGUAAACACAUCCAUUGUGGUAGCAUCACUAUUUUGGUAUCCUGGGAAGAAAGUGAGUACAGCAUGAUUGCCUUUAGUAAUGUGUUUGUACUAGAGGAGUGCAGAUGAUGAACAUCUCAGACAUAACUUUGACAGACCUGCCUCUGUCACACGUUAUCUGAUAAUUUUAUUAAAACCAUGGUAAUCCCAUCAUCCUUGAAGAACUGUUUUCGGUUAUUUUAUGUCCUCAAGAUUUCAGCAGCUGGCUUCAAGUACACAGCAAACAGAGGGCUCAUUCUACAGUCCAUUUCUAGUGAUGUUUUCCAGAAUUUGGCUGUGGAAGAUUGGAUUCAUGACAACAUGAAUUUAGAGAACAGACAGGUUCUUUUCCUUUGGAGAAAUUCUCCUACUGUGGUGAUUGGGAGACACCAGAAUCCCUGGCAGGAGUGUAACCUCAAGAUAAUGAGGAAGAACAACAUAAAACUGGCUCGAAGGAGAAGUGGAGGUGGAACGGUUUACCAUGAUCUGGGCAAUAUCAAUUUUACUUUCUUCACAUCCAAGAAAAAAUAUGAGAGAAUGGAAAACCUAAAAUUAGUUGUUAGGGCUCUAAAAGGCCUGCGACCCCAGUUACAUGUGUGUGCCACUGACAGGUAUGAUCUCUUGCUAGAUGGGAAUUUUAAAAUCUCAGGUACUGCUGCAAAGCUAGGAAGGACUGUUGCUUAUCAUCACUGCACUUUACUGUGCAGUGCAGAUAAAAUAAACUUAUCUUCUGUACUGAAGAGUCCUUACAAGGGGAUAAAAAGCAAUGCCACUCCUAGCAUGCCUGCUUUAGUGAAAAAUCUCUUUGAAGAGGAUCCUACUCUAACAUGUGAGAUGGUCAUGGAUGCUGUUGCUGCAGAAUAUGCAAGAUGUCAUCAAAUUGACCAUCAUAUUACCCUAAUAAACCCAGCUGAUGAGACAGUGUUUCCUGGAAUUCAUAAUAAAAACAAAGAACUACAAACCUGGGAAUGGAUAUAUGGCAAGACACCAAAAUUUAGUAUUAGCACUUGCUUUAAUAUGAUGUAUGAACAGUCUCUCCUUGAAGCUGAAGUGGAUAUUCAUGUAAAGCAUGGGAGAAUUGAAGUUUGCAACAUAGUUUUGCCAGAGCAGUGGCUGCCACCAGCAAUGUGCAAUGAACUAGAGAAAAACUUAAUUGGCAGUAAGUUUUGCCCCAGUGAAACCACAGCAUUAGCAAGCACUCUGCUUAGAAUAUGUCCACAAAACUAUGAGUUGCACAGCAAGUGGAGUCUCUUAUGUGAGAAUGUGAUGACACUAAUGUGAUUUUCAUACUGAAAGUGUAAGUCACAUCUUUGAUAUUAACUAGUGCAUGAUUAACAAAAAUUGUAAAAUAACAUCUGGUUAUUUUCAGUAUGUUGUGCAAGUUGAUUUUACAGGAGUAAGCUACUACUGAAGUAACUUUCUCUUGAUUUAUCCACUAAAGUUCUUGCUUUAGUUCAUGAUUGAUUAGAUUACACAAUCUACUAAUUAGACUGAUCAUAAAACUAAAUUUCAUGUUGUCAGCACUGUCAACAUGUGACAAUUUCUCAGUUACUGAAGAUUGAACAUGUACUGAGUCACCCAAAUACAUGAAGAUACUUCAGACCAGAUCUAUAUGUUAGGAGUUCACAUCUCAGAGGCAGUGACUUACUGGAAAGUUAUACUGGAUUUGGACAGAAUGAAUUCAUUUUAAAAAGACUGUAAAGCCACUAGUCUACUAUGCGGUAUUUUGAUACAUUUUGGUAACUUCUGAGAGCUUAAAGUUAAAUGUAUAUAUAGAGUAUCUGCUUUGUCUACAUGUUAGGCUCUAAACUGAAUUUUAUUCUAGACUUUCAUCUUACGGUCUCAGUUAAAAAUAGUAAAGUUUGCACGUUAACAUCACAAAAAAAAAUCAGUAUCAGUAAAUAAUGGGCCAUGGAUUUGUGACCAGCUCAGAUACCAUGCAGGAGAACUGCAUUUUGAUUCCUGUGUCUUGCUCUCUGGGAUGGUUCUAUGACUUAACUGGAAGGAUAAUCGCCACAAAACAGAACCACAUGUUUAGAUAGUCUAAUUAAGUAUGGCACAUUCUGUUCCAUUUAUUGGUAUGUGGGCCCCUCAAUACAUGUACUGCCAUUAGUAAUCAAAUAAGUUAAUCAAUGAAACAGAAAGCUUUUGAAGGCUAUUAAAUUGUAGUGUGAUUGCCAACUGGUAUUUCACAGAGGACUCUGCACAAGUGUUCACUGAUUUUACAGCUCUCCACCUUAUUUUAGAAGGAAACAAUUGGCCUUAAUUAUCUAGUUAACUAAGCUACAGUUUUAGCAUGGUGUUUUCCUUCAAUCCUAUUGUUUUUUUCUUUAAAGUAUAAUCCUAAAGACAGUUGCCUAUCUAACUUGUGUAUAUUUGGAUUUUCUGUGUUGGAUCAAAAACAUUUAAGUUUGUUGAGUGUGUACAAUUUACAGAAACUUAACUAGUCUCCUAAGAACCUGUGAACUUUCAGCACUGCUAAUUCAUCAUCUUUGAUAGAGUAGAACCUCAGAGUUUGACCACCUUGGAAAUAGAGGUUAUUUGUAACUCUGAAAUGUCCGUAAUUCUGGACAUGUUAUGGUUCUUUCAAAAGUUUAAAA
Messenger RNA from Chelonoidis abingdonii (Abingdon island giant tortoise), 2987 nucleotides. It is a transcript of the gene LIPT1, whose product is annotated as lipoyltransferase 1. NCBI's taxonomy places the organism in Eukaryota, Metazoa, Chordata, Testudines, Testudinidae. Gene Ontology annotation, molecular function: lipoyltransferase activity. Gene Ontology annotation, cellular component: cytoplasm; mitochondrion. The record is from RefSeq and is a predicted model, not a curated record. Gene Ontology annotation, biological process: protein lipoylation.